Molecule: messenger RNA, 1068 nt
Organism: Guillardia theta CCMP2712
Lineage: Eukaryota; Cryptophyceae; Pyrenomonadales; Geminigeraceae
Exons: 12
Coding region: 1-1068 (355 amino acids)
Molecular function (GO): methyltransferase activity
Source: RefSeq, a predicted model, not a curated record
AUGCGGGUGUUGGAGCUCUUCAGCGGCAUCGGAGGCAUGCACGCAGCGAUGAUGGAGGCAGAGGUGAAGGCAGGAGAGAUCGUGGCGUACGACACUUCUUUGAUUUGCAACAAGACUUACGAGCUAAACUUCAUCCACUCCCCGGCACCACUCAACAGAUGCGCUGUCAGAGCGAAACUUGUCGAACAGCUGGAAGUAGAAGACUUGGAAGGGUUCGACUUGUGGACUAUGUCCCCCCCAUGCCAACCAUACUCGACAACAAAAGCUGCCAACCAGCGUGACGACCUUGACCCGAGGAGUCAAGGGUUGCACCACAUCAUAAAGCUUCUGUUGGAUGUAAAGAAUCCACCAAAGUGGAUCUUGCUUGAGAAUGUAAAAGGAUUUCAUGGAUCCAAAAUGCAGAACAAGUUCCUGGGGGCAAUAGAACAACGUGGAUUCUCGUGGCGACAAUUCCUGUUGAAUCCGAUACAGGUCGGCAUACCUAACAACCGUCUCAGGUAUGACAUGUUACUCCGUGCCACGUGCGAUGACUGGCAUUACAAGGGCGAUUUGUUCACGGACGUGCCUGAGACCUCUGACCAGCGUGCAGAGGCAAUGAAUGGGGAAAGCUCAAAAGAAGAGCGGAGUGUGCGGAGGCUGAGAGAAUUCUUGGACGAGGAGCUCGGGCCGGACGAUCCUCAAGAGCUAGUCACUCCAGCCUCCAUCCUAGAAAAGCCGUGGGCCCGGGGCCUCUCUUAUGUUGGGCAGCAUGACACGACGACUUUCUGCUUCACGGGGUCCUAUGGGAAGGUAUACCACAAGUCAUCGGGGUCGAUGCUAUACAUGCAUGCCGAUCAUGCGCUAGCGGAAGUUGCCCUCGACAAGGAAGACAUGACCCGCCAUAUUGGAAGAAUCCGUUUAUUUUCACCAAGAGAGAUUCUGAAUCUGAUGGGCUUUCCAAAGGGCUUCAAGUUUCCAGAAGGGCUGACACUGCGACACAAGUAUAAACUCGUGGGCAACUCAAUCAACGUGACGGUGGUUGCACUUCUCUUCAAGUUUUUGAUCCCUCCGAGUAAAGACGAGCAGUGA